Molecule: messenger RNA, 1287 nt
Organism: Hansenula ciferrii
Lineage: Eukaryota; Fungi; Ascomycota; Saccharomycetes; Phaffomycetales; Wickerhamomycetaceae
Gene: CEM1
Product: fatty acid synthase CEM1
Exons: 1
Coding region: 1-1287 (428 amino acids)
Biological process (GO): fatty acid biosynthetic process
Molecular function (GO): 3-oxoacyl-[acyl-carrier-protein] synthase activity
Source: RefSeq, a predicted model, not a curated record
AUGUCAAGAGUCGUUGUUACUGGGCUUGGUACAGUAAGUCCCUUAGGUGUAGGUGUGAAGACGGCAUGGGCUGCUCUUUUAGCUGGGAAGAGUGGGAUCGUAUCAACUGAUUCCCUAAAUGAUGAAAGAUAUCAUAAAAUCCCUUCAAAAGUGAUUGGGAAAGUUCCAUUAGGUGAGACAUCAGAUGGGAAAUGGAAUCCUGAUACUUAUUUUGCCAAAGGUGAAGCAAGAAGAUUAGCUCCUUUUGCUCAAUAUGCUUUAGCUGCUACUCAUGAAGCUUUAAACGAUGCUAAUUGGCAUCCAACUGAACUUGAAGAUCAAUUAAACACUGGUGUUAUAGUUGGUUCUGGUAUUGGUAGUAUAUCUGAUACUUUUGAUAAUGCAGUUGCCUUGAGUAAUGGUGGUUAUAGGAAAGUUCAACCUUUAUUUAUACCAAAAAUGUUACCAAAUAUGGCUGCUGGUGCUAUUUCAAUAAAAUAUGGUUUAAAAGGACCAAAUCAUGCUCCUUCUACAGCAUGUGCAACUGGUAAUCAUUCUAUUGGAGACGCUUAUAGAUUCAUUAAAGAUGGUUACGCUAAUGUUAUUGUUGCUGGUGCUGCAGAAGCACCGAUUCAUCCUUUAGCAUUGUCGGGAUUUGCAAGAGCACAAUCGGUUGCUACUGAUUUUAAUGAUGAUCCAACAAAAUCAUGUAGACCUUUUGAUAAACAUCGAAGUGGAUUUGUUUUAGGUGAAGGUUCAGGUAUCUUAAUAUUAGAAGAAUUAGAACAUGCAAAAUCAAGAGAUGCUAAAAUUUAUGCAGAAAUUGUUGGUUAUGGGUUAUCUGGUGAUGGUUAUCAUAUAACUGCUCCUUCUCCAGAUGGAUUAGGUGCUAAAAGAGCAAUGGAAUUGGCAACUAGAGGUAUUGAUUUGAAUAAAAUUGGUUACAUAAAUGCACAUGCUACAUCUACAUUAAUCGGUGAUAGAAUUGAAAACAAUGCAAUAAGAGAAAUUUUCCAAAAUAAUAAAGAUUUAUUAGUUUCAUCUACAAAAGGUUCACAUGGUCAUUUAUUGGGUGCUGCAGGUGCUUUAGAAGCUAUUUUUUCAAUUUUAGCUAUAAAAGAUAGUAUCGCUCCACCAACAUUAAAUCUUGAAUCUCCAGGUGGUGCUGAAGGUGAUGAUAUUAAUGAUUUUACUUUAAAUCUUGUUGGUCCAAAACCUCAAAAAUCAAAUAUUGAAUAUGCUUUAUCAAAUAGUUUUGGAUUUGGUGGUGUUAAUACUUCAUUAUUAUUCAAGAAAUACGAUGCAUAA